Molecule: messenger RNA, 2232 nt
Organism: Acanthocheilonema viteae
Lineage: Eukaryota; Metazoa; Nematoda; Chromadorea; Rhabditida; Onchocercidae
Source: the annotation of a GenBank genome assembly
AUGAGUUCGGGCAGGGCUACUACUGCGCAAGAAGUGGCCGAAAAUAGCCAAGUGAAUGAAGAUCAAACACCGGCUGAAAAGGAAUUGAAGGAACAAAUUAAUGAUGUUUAUAGCACACCAACUGCCGAACAUUUUCCUGUUGGAAUCGAAAAUCUCUCAACAACAGUAACACCUAUUACUAGUUCAAAUGAUACCGCUUUAUCAUCCAAAGCUUUAGCAAUACAAGUUGAAGAUUUACCAGUGACUAGCAGUUCUCAGAAAACGCCGUUAGUGCCACCAAGGUAUAAAAAACGUCGCGUCGCAGAACUGAAAUGUGCCGAAGUUAGGUGGUUUCAUCGGAAAAGCGGAACAGAAACAAAAUGGACCCCUUUUAAAGGAGUAGAUUCGUUGUUGUUGGAAGUAUACUGGCGACAGCAAAUGCAGAUUGAUUUGGAUCAGGCUACCGAAUCAUAUGUACGAAUUAUGAAAAUGCCUACGUCGGUGGUAGUAUUAGACGGAUUAUAUCGAGCCUCUGAGGAUCUCACCAUAUUAAAUUCUAUCUAUUGGAAAGAUGACACGAUCGAAAUUCGUCGGGGCACCUGGUUUCUGUCGGAAAAUUUACAACCAAUUGAUCCUAGUAUGGCUGAUCCCAUCGAGACACAUCAUUUACAUAUUUUUCGCUCUCAGACAAUUCCUGAUGCACCAGUUUUCUCAGAAAAAGAGUCGAGUAAAAAACCAAUUCUUGCGGAACUCAAACUACAAGAUCAAUACGAAGUACGAUGGAAUUCCGUUAUCGAUAUUACCUUGUAUAACAAUUCUAAAACAAGUCGAUUGCUGCGUUAUAUAGCUUGGGGUAAAGGAACUGCUCUAAAACGUGGAUAUGAAGAAGCGGAAUGGGAUGAUGGUAAACGAAUCAUCAAACAUUUGAUUUUGGUUGUUCAUGGUAUUGGGCAGAAAGGAUAUGAAAAUCUAAUUGCAAAAAAUACUGACCAAGUUCGUGAAGCCAUAUAUAAUUGCAUGGAUAAGCAUUAUUCGGAUGAGAAAAGUCGUCCAAUGGUUUUACCAGUGGAAUGGCGAGCAGGUUUAAUUUUGGAUGAUGGUAUUACCGAUUAUGUCACUUUGCCAAAGAUGUCUUCAAUGCGUAAUACUUUAAAUUCAACAGCAAUGGAUAUUAUGUAUUAUCAAUCUCCGCUAUAUCGAAAUGAAAUUAUGGAAGGCUUGACACGGUCGCUAAAUAACGUCUACAGUUUGUUUGUAGAAAACUAUCCUGAUUUUAAUGGACCUGUUUCGAUUUAUGCUCACUCACUUGGUUCCGUUUUGUGCUAUGAUUUGCUCACUUGUUGGUCUCCUCUUGUUUUAUACGACAAAUAUGUGGCUGAAAUGAUUGAGCAACAGUUAACGACGAAGGCAGAACAUGCUGGAAUACUGAACGAUUUUCGGGAAGCACGGCUAAAGCUAUUGGAACUUUAUGGUGGAUUUCAGCUGGCAUUCAUAACGCAGAAACAAAAACUUAAAUUUAAGGUUAGGAACAUGUUUUGUGUCGGCUCGCCUCUCGCUGUUUUUUUGAUUAUGAGAGGUUCAACAACAUUUGUUCCUGAAACAGAUAGUCUCAAGAGAAUAUAUAAUAUUUUCCAUCCAUAUGAUCCAGUGGCAUACCGAUUGGAACCGUUGGUACAUAAACAGUAUCGCUUAAUUCGACCUAUAAAAUUGUUCAGUUCGGUUGAUCUACGAUCACUGCGAGAUUAUGCUCUUCUCUUACCGGAAAUCAACAAAGCUUACAUCAAAAAGAUAAAAAUAAAGGAAAAGGUUGAAAAAGAAAAGGAUGCUGGGAUGACAGUUGUUGGUGAUAAAGAUCACGAAGAAAUGGACGAAGAGGAUGAUUUUGAAAGCGAUGAUUCGUCAGCUUUACGGCCUAGCAGUCCAGGUUCGUCACCGCUAAGUUUAACGCCUCCACCAUCAGAAAGUGGUGAUAACAAGAAAAGUUGGUGGAAAUUCGGAAGCAACCGAAAAGAUAAAGAAACUAAUGAGGGAUUUUUUGAGGAAGUUAAAUUAAGUGAAGCCGAGAAAUUGAUAGAAGAAAUUCCUCCAGAAGAAAGAUUGCCGUAUCGUAUGGAUUAUCAAGUGCAGCCGCAAAUUACUGAUCGCAGUUACUGGUCUGUGUUGAAAAGUCAUUUUACUUACUGGGCUAAUCCCGAUAUUGCGGCUUUUCUUGUCAACUGUUUGUAUCGAGAAGAUAAAAAGCAAGAUGAUUAA